AUGUGACCAAAACAGAAUCAUGGCGGCCUCCGCUGCUGUCCGGUCGAGCAUGGGGCUGACUUUCAGACUUUCUCGAGUUAUACCGGACUGUAGCACAUGUCCUCUCAACAGGCUAAAGAGCUGUGUGAGCAGCGUGGCUAAUGUGCAGAGGAGGGGGUCCUUUGAUAGCUUCCGGACGAUAAAUCGACACUUGCAGACAAGUAUAGGUCUUUACCAAAGUGAGGAGGGGAGCUCCAAUGCAGAGGACCCAGAGGAUGUGGUGAAUGUGGUGUAUAUAGAUCGGUCUGGCCAGAGGAUCCCAAUUAAGGCCAAAGUGGGAGAUAAUGUCCUCUACCUGGCUCACAAGCAUGGAAUUGACCUGGAAGGAGCCUGUGAAGCAUCACUGGCUUGCUCAACAUGUCAGGUGUACGUGAGUGACGCCCAUUUCGACAAACUACCAGAACCUGAGGAGAGGGAGGACGACAUGCUGGACAUGGCACCCAUGCUUCAGGAGAAUUCCCGACUGGGAUGCCAGAUCGUUCUCACUCCAGAGCUUGACGGCAUUGAGUUAACCUUGCCCAAAGUCACUAGGAACUUCUACGUGGAUGGGCAUGUGCCCAAACCUCAUUGAGAAGAGGUGCAGAUUAUGAAGAGGGGGAUUGGAGGAGAAUGAGAGGGUGUCUCUGCACUGCUCCUUGAUUGAGAGGGGGGGGCAAUGAUGAAGAGAUGCACGGCUAGGAUAGCAAAGUCCGUAGCAACUCCAAGAUGUCUUGCCGACUGACAAAUUCCACAGUUAACCAAUGACAAGACAGGCCUGCAGAUGAAAUCAGGCAGUCAGACACUAUACAAAUUUCACUGGAGGUGAAAUGAAUGGUUACUUCAAAAAAAACAACUGAACUGACAAUGUAUUUAUUUGUGUGGAACAUUCUCAGGCCAGCAUUACGACACCAUUCAAUCUCACAAACUGUUCUUUGUUAAAACACCAGACAAUUUGUUUGUUUUAUACAUUGCAGAGCAAAUUUUUAACAAAGUUCAUCUUUGUGCAGUUUAAUGGAACAUUCCUUGUUACAGCUCAUAUACGCACAAGUAUCACAAGUUGAGUCAUUUUUGCCAGUCUAUCAUUGCCACCCUGAUUCACUUGUCAGAUAGGGCAUGCAUAACAUUUCCUUUCAUUUUUAUUUACCAAGUUCAUUUGUAGGUGUUGUGCUGGCUUAUCAGUAAGUACUUACCCACUGUCUGUGGUUAGACUGAAGUCACAAACCUAAUAGUGUUCCUCUGCAUGGAACUGAAGCCAGAAACAGAAAAAGAAGAAGAAGCCAUAUAAUGAAGUGUUUUUGAAAGAGAAAAUUUGCCUGAAGCUUAAAGGAUGGGCUUCUAAAUAUAAUAGAUAAUAGUAACUCAGUUUCACAAGUCUAAACUAUUGCAUUGUAUUCAGUAUAAACAUUUCAAAACAUUCAGGUGAGUUGUGUUUCAAGCCUCAGAUGGAAAAUGCAAGGUUUGAUUAGUUGAUCUGGUUCAGGUGCUUAGCAUGAUGGAGGUAGAGAGCAGAGUCAGGCUUCAUGUUACCAUGGAAGGAGUUCACCACAUCUAUCCUUUACUUGUCAAGUCUAGCUACUGUACUUUUUCAAUUUACGCACAAAUGUAAAAAAAAAAAAAGUGAAUUAUGUAUGUCUUAGAAACUACAAAUAUUUAAAGUUGUGCAAUAAAACAGGUUUUAAAAAGUCA
This is a messenger RNA of Dicentrarchus labrax (European seabass), 1704 nucleotides long. It is a transcript of the gene fdx2, whose product is annotated as ferredoxin 2. Gene Ontology annotation, cellular component: mitochondrion. The record is from RefSeq and is a predicted model, not a curated record. The transcript is spliced from 5 exons. Bases 20 to 610 code for a protein of 196 amino acids. Gene Ontology annotation, molecular function: 2 iron, 2 sulfur cluster binding. NCBI's taxonomy places the organism in Eukaryota, Metazoa, Chordata, Actinopteri, Moronidae. Gene Ontology annotation, biological process: positive regulation of oxidoreductase activity; P450-containing electron transport chain.